This is a messenger RNA of Pocillopora verrucosa, 697 nucleotides long. RefSeq names its product protein NATD1-like. The record is from RefSeq and is a predicted model, not a curated record. Lineage: Eukaryota; Metazoa; Cnidaria; Anthozoa; Scleractinia; Pocilloporidae.
UAUGGCGGAUGCGUAAGUAAAGAAGAAAUGAGACAACUUUUUCGCCGAUUUUCAUCAUAUAUUGCCAUGAGUGCCUAUGAAGUCAAACACAAUGUGAAGGGUCAGGAAUUUUACAUUGCUUUAGAGAAAGGUAAGGCUGUACUACAGUAUGAAAAUGAAGGAAAUAAUACCAUGAAUAUGUACCACACAAUGGUACCAUCUGAGUACAGAGGAAAAGGCAUUGCUGGGCACCUUGCCAAGGCAGCAUUUGAUUAUGCAGUGGGUGAAGAUUUCAAGAUGAGGCUAACAUGCACAUAUUUGCAGAAAUAUGUAAAAGACAACCCGUUACCUGAGUAUACAUCACGUGUUGUUUGAUAGAUUCAACAUUUCACUCAGAGGGAAUAAUGAUGAAGUAACAUGUAUGCUAUAAUGGUAAUUGAUCCAUCUAAGACUGCAAAGUGUAAUUUCUAUCAGAACAUGGCUGUUGAACUUGCUAAGACAUAGUAAAAGGUACUGGCCAUUUUAUUAAUUUUUAAAAAAAAAUUUAUAAGAAUUUCUACAUUUUAAUGAACCAAACAUGCAUUCAUGCAACUGUCCUAUUUAUUUCAAAAUUCAGCUCAAAGUGUCCUAGCUGUCAGAUACAAUGUUUUUUAUCUUAAUUAAAGCCAUAGACACUCUUGUAGUGAAUCAAUUGUUAAUAAAACUGAUUUAAAUAUCA